Messenger RNA from Chaetomium fimeti, 915 nucleotides. RefSeq lists its product as uncharacterized. The coding region runs from base 171 to 725 and encodes 184 amino acids. Lineage: Eukaryota; Fungi; Ascomycota; Sordariomycetes; Sordariales; Chaetomiaceae. The transcript has a single exon. The record is from RefSeq and is a predicted model, not a curated record.
CAGGUUGCAUGGCAAAUCGUGAGACCCACCAGCGCCACGAUCUGAUUCUUCGCCUUGGCGAACGUGGGGUGAAGCGAAUCACCCCGCCAAAAUCUUAUCAGAAACAACAAGGAUCUUUUUAACGUUCCUUGCCCCGGAUUUUGGCGGAAGGGGACUUGCCGGGUGAGUUGAUGAGGACAUGGGCGAGUUGCCGACCCGAACUUGGGUUUGAUAAAUGUCGCAAUGUGCAUUUCAUUUCUUAUUUGUUGGGAACGUCAUGUCAGUCAGUAGGAGCCCCGCCUUGCAGGCCAAGUGGUGUUUCGUCGUGGACGUGUUUGCCCACUAGAUGCCCCACGUGGUUCAACUUAUCCAGGCUCGACGACGGGUUGGAAGCCCCGACCCAUCGGAUUGUUCUUGGAUAUUCGAUGGGGUAUCUCGCCUCCUCGUUAGUUUGCCUCAAACUAUCCCUCGAGUCUCAUCAUGCACACCCUACUGUGCACUUGAACUCCUUCUCAUGUUGGUGGCGGCGCAAACUCAGGGAUGCUCCCGGCCAUAACAGCCUUCGGCCGGACAACGUAGCCCCCGACUUCUUGUGCAAUGACGAUAGGGAAGGGUGGCGACAAACUAAACAUCGCCCUUUAGAAAUGGCUAGGCCUAGAUGUUCUGUGUAUACCAAGAGAGAUGGACCUUUGGUCAACCUUUUCACGCAGCCCAAAGCCGAGUGUGUCCGAUCGAUGACUCCCUGAACUGUGUAUGUCCACCCGUCGUCACGGGGCAACACGCUUACUGCUGCUCAAACUCGCCCCUCCGCUCAACUUGAUUGCCGAAUUCGUGCUAGACCGGAGAAUACCAGCUUCGUCCGAAUCAUCAAUGACCAAAUUGCAUCCGAAGCACGGCCGCCGUCUCUGGUGAGCGGUCCCUGUGAACAAUGCGCUC